Fulvia fulva is the source of this 4302-nucleotide messenger RNA. RefSeq names its product Sorting nexin mvp1. Gene Ontology annotation, molecular function: phosphatidylinositol-3-phosphate binding. Gene Ontology annotation, biological process: retrograde transport, endosome to Golgi; protein targeting to vacuole. Bases 1 to 4302 code for a protein of 1433 amino acids. Gene Ontology annotation, cellular component: endosome. The transcript has 4 exons. The record is from RefSeq and is a predicted model, not a curated record. Lineage: Eukaryota; Fungi; Ascomycota; Dothideomycetes; Mycosphaerellales; Mycosphaerellaceae.
AUGUUUCAUGAAAUCGCUGCGCGCCAGCUAUGGACCCUACCGACUCGGACCCAGGACAGCACGCCUGCGCAUUGCACCCCCUUCACGCUCCCGAGCAACGGCGUCAUCCAGCUCGGUGACGCCUCCGCCAUCACCUUGACCAACGAUGUCGUCUUCCAGCCAGAAUGCACGGGCACCACGAACGGGGAGGUCCUGUUCACUGGCCACCUCAAGGACCCCUUCUAUGCCUCCACGAUCCCUAUGGUCUACGUGAUAUCGGCCGCGACCGUCAUCGCAUGGGUGCUGGUGGUCAUGCUGACCAUCACACCGCGGACGUCAUUCUUCGGCGUUCCGACUUCGUCUCAGCCAUUUGGUGGUGGCCAUGGCAUUAUUGGAGGAGCAAAUGGAGGAUCAGUGGGCUUGGUCGGCUCGGGAUCAAGGCCAUGGCUGCAAAAGGUCGCUACGAUAGCCGUGGCCAUAUCACUCACAAUUGCGACGGCGGACACACUGGAAGUGGCCGAGCGGCAAUACUACAAAGGAUACAUGGAUGCCGAAUCGUUGCGGAAACAGGUUCUAGGGUCUUUGGAGAUUCGAAUAACGCGUGUCGUCUCGGACAUUUUCCUAUGGCUUGCACAGGUCCAGACACUAAUACGGCUCUUCCCACGGCACAAGGAGAAAGUGCUCAUUAAAUGGAUUGGCUUCGUCCUGAUCAUACUGGACACGAUAUUUUCGUGUCUGAACUCCUUUCUGAUCAACUCCACAGUACAUGGAAGGAGAUUCCUGGAUGCGAUACCUGCUCUGUCCUAUCUUUUUGAACUGGCCCUUGGACUUCUGUAUGCAGCAUGGGUCAUGUACUACUCGCUGACCAAACGGCAAUAUGCCUUCUACCACCCGAAGAUGCGCAGCAUUCUACUAAUUGCCGUGCUCGGUCUCGUGUCAAUCCUGACUCCCGUGGUCUUCUUUGUCACUGAUGUAUCGAACCAGGAUGUCGCAGGAUGGGGAGAUUACUUCAGAUGGGUGGGAGCCGCUGCUGCUAGUGUGGUCGUCUGGGAGUGGGUAGACCGGAUAGAGGCACUGGAGAGGGACGAUAAAAAGGAUGGCAUUCUGGGAAGAGAGAUUUUUGAGGGAGACGAGAUGCUGGAUGUCAUGCCUACAGAAGCUUCACCGUGGAGCGAAAGUCGAGCUUUGCGGCGGAACUUUCGGAGAAGAUUGGGCGGUGGUGGAGACGAUGCUGGAGGCGGGAACGAAGCCAGCGCUGCUGAGCACGGGUUAAGCGGUGUUGGUCACCAAUUCCACCGCUCACGACAUCAGCAGUCACCGCAACACUUUCCCCUGGGACGAGCACAUUCGAGCUCGCUGCAGAACUCAAGUAGCGAUCAUCAGGGUCAACCUGGCCUUCGCUUGAACACAGUCACAUUUGACGAACAACAAACGCAUCGACGAAGCAGGACUUUCACCGGGAUCACUCCGCCACCACCGGUUGUCAGUCCUGUCAGCAGGUCUGACACUACAAGUGCAGCAAGCACCGUUUAUGUUGUGCGAUACGACCAUACUGUUACUGAUGUGCCUCAGCCCAUCCGACGGGGACUAAAUGCCAGUCGCAAUGGAAAUAAGCAGAGCAAAACUGGUCGCCAAAAUCAGGACAACAAUAACGAAAAGGACAUUAUAGAAGAAGAGGAGGAUGCACGUCCGAACCGCAACCGCGAGUCGCGCUUGUGGAACGCAGUACCAAACCCUUUCAAACGAAAACGUACCUCACCGCCUCAGGAGAUACAACGAGCUCGUGCUGCAGCGGGUGAGGAUCGAGCUCUCACGCCCUCCGCGAUGAAGAAUCGACUCGGUGCGCUUGCUGCUGAGACUGGAGAACGGUUCCGUGACCGACGUUUUGGACGGAACCCGAGCAUAGCCCUGCCAGUGACAGUCAUUCCUGCCCAGCCAAGGGGCAGUGGCAGGACCUGGAGCCCAGACGAGCAUGCGAUAGUUGGCACGCCUGCGCCAGUCCUAGAUGCGACAGCAAACACCACGACUGACAUGCCGCCCAGUUCGGGCGGCACGACCUCUACGACACUAACAGCGAACGAUCAAGAUCCGACUGAUGGCAGGGCUUUAUACUCGGGGGCUACUCCACUUCCGCAUCCUGCAACAGCUACAGGAAGGACUGUUAUGACCCCUGGCAGAGAAGGGCCACCUCGUGCGGACGAUAUCAGUCCUCGCACAGUCGCCAUGUCUCUGUUUGGAGACGACCCAGAUGCGCCUUCCAGCAACGCGCAGAGCAAAUCGAAAUCGAGUCUCUUCGACGACGAGGCAGGCUCGACGUCCAAGACGACUUUGAGCUCCAUCUUCGCCGACAACACGGCCGAGAGCAACGACGACUCGCCCUGGGGGUUCACGCCGAGCAAAAAGAGCGGUGGCAGAGGCAGCUUGGUCAAGUCAUUGCUAGCAGACGCGGAUAUGCCUGAUCUGUAUGUUGAUACAUUCGACGCACUGCAAGAAAGAGGAACAGUCAGCCGGCAGGAUUGCGAGCAGCUGAUCAAGGGCUCCGGUGUGAGUGCAGGUGAUCAGAGCAAGAUCUGGAACAUCAUCGGACAGGGCGAGCGACAGCAGAGAAGCGAGUUCAGUGUCUUUCUGGCAUUGGUCGGACUUGCGAAAGAGGGCGAGGAGUUGAGCCUCGACGCCGUGGACGAGAGACGGAGGAAACUGCCGGUCCUCAGCCUGCCAAACAUGCAAUCGAACGCCUCACAAGCGCUGCCACCUGCGACUCCAACUAAACAGCCGGAAGUCAUGGCUGGCGCGGAGUCGUCUCCGGAGCAUGCGCAAAAGAAUGGAAGGCAGCCAUCAUUUGGCGCUGGGUUCGGUAGCGAUCCAUGGGCAAGUCCAGAGAUGCACAAGGGACAUGGGCAUCUCAAUGGAGUAGGUGCUACGCAUAGAACGACGAGCAGCUUCACGACGAACACUGCCGACCCUGGCGAGUCAGCCGAUAGCUAUAGCAAUGGACAAACCGUCAACACCGGUAGCGUUGCGGGAAGUUGGGGCGGUACGACUGCCUUCGCAGCGAGCAACGCAGGGGGCUUUGGCAAUGCUGCUCCCAGCGGAGACGAUCACGGCUUUGGCGACGAAGGUAAUGGUUCAGGCACAGUGAGACGAACUACACCUCAACCUCGCCCAGCUGUCAGAUCUGGCACUGAUGAGCUUGUCACCGUGAACUUGCUAGACGAGAAGGAGGGCAUGUUCUUGUUUCAGCACAGGAACUACGAAGUUGCCUCAAUCAGACGCAAUAGCAAGGUCAUCCGGAGGUACAGCGACUUCGUGUGGCUGCUCGAUUGCCUUCACAAAAGAUAUCCGUUUCGACAAUUACCGCUGCUGCCGCCAAAACGAGUGGCAAUCAAUGGGAACCACAUCGCGGCUGAUCAGACUUUUCUCGAGAAGCGAAGGCGUGGAUUGGCGCGGUUUGUGAAUGCCCUCGUGCGGCAUCCUAUCCUACGGGAGGAGCAGCUGGUUGUGAUGUUCUUGACAGUACCAACGGAACUGGCGGUCUGGCGAAAGCAAGCUACCAUCAGCGUGCAAGAGGAAUUCGUUGGCAGAUCGUUGCCACCCUCGCUCGAAGACAGCUUGCCGCAGAAUCUUCAAGACACCUUCGACACUGUGAGAUCCGGCGCGAAGCGCAGUGCAGACCUUUACAUCAACCUGUGUAACCUUGUGGAAAGGGUCUGCAAACGCAAGGAAGGCAUUGCGGCCGAGUAUGGGCGGCUCAACCUCAACUUGAUAACACUUACCGAAACCAGCAACAACACCUACGCCAUCGACACGAAUGAUGUCCCUUUACUGAACGAGGGUAUCAAAAGCACCGCUAAGCACAUUGCUGCUUCGCAGACUCUUCUUGAGGAUGAGGCUCGAGCGUGGGACGAAGGCGUGCUGGAGGACCUGAAGACGAUGCGCGAUUCGCAUGUCAGCAUGCGGGACAUGUUUGACCGAAGAGACCGCUACGCCAAAGACAACAUCCCACAGCUUGAGAAGCGGAUCCAGCAGAAUGAGCAGAAACUUCAGAACAUACGCAACAAGGGCGAUGCAGCCAAGCCUGGUGAGGCGGACAAGGUGUCGAACGCGAUCACGGCGGACAAGCAAAGCAUCGUAGAGCAGCACGCGCGCGGCGUCUUCAUCAAAGAAUGCGUUCGCGAUGAGUUGCUUCACUUCCAGAACACGCAAUACACAGUCUCAAGAUUGCACCAAGACUGGGCUCAGGAGCGUGUCAAAUAUUCCGAGCUCCAGGCCGACAACUUUAGAGGGCUGGUAGACUCGGUCGAGGGCAUGCCACAGGGAGACUAG